Messenger RNA from Phycomyces blakesleeanus NRRL 1555(-), 378 nucleotides. RefSeq lists its product as hypothetical. NCBI's taxonomy places the organism in Eukaryota, Fungi, Mucoromycota, Mucoromycetes, Mucorales, Phycomycetaceae. The transcript is spliced from 2 exons. The record is from RefSeq and is a predicted model, not a curated record. Bases 1 to 378 code for a protein of 125 amino acids.
AUGUCAAGAGGUAUUAGAUCGAUCGUAUUUGAUAAAUGGGUCUGUGACUAUAAUCUAAACAAAACAAGAGGAUUAUAUUUCAAUACGAUUUCAAACCUAUAUCGGAUCACUGGGCCGGUUCCGUACCGGUACUUUGUAUACCCACCUCUUGAGGGACUUGUCUGUAACUCUGGUGAAGAGAUGAGUAAUUCAAUCGUAUUUGAUAUUGGUGCUCAACUUAAUUAUCUAGACCCAAAAUCAUGGGAUUAUAUUCUCUUUUUAUGUACUUCAAGGUCAUACAGAAAUACGUUGUCCUUUGUGUGCCAAGAGCGAAAACUCAUUUUAUCUACAUUUUUCCUUUUCUUUCUUCUUGAUGAUGUCUGGGUUGAAAAGCAGUAG